This is a messenger RNA of Neodiprion fabricii, 780 nucleotides long. RefSeq lists its product as uncharacterized. Lineage: Eukaryota; Metazoa; Arthropoda; Insecta; Hymenoptera; Diprionidae. The record is from RefSeq and is a predicted model, not a curated record. The coding region runs from base 118 to 468 and encodes 116 amino acids. The transcript has 4 exons.
GGCAUUCCAGCAUUUUUAUUCUUACAACAGAGUAACAACUUUAUACAGCAGAGUUGUCUGCUAAUUAUCAUUGACUAAUUAGCUGUUACUUGUGAUAAUUCAAGGGGUUGUUGUUUGAUGGACGGAAUUGUUCACCAGAAGUGUAACUGCAGUUUGGUACUUAAAGUGUCUAGUGAAUCAGCCUCACAUAGCCUGAGACACGUGGGUUUGAAAAACUUCAGAGCAAGUAGGUGGAAACCUGGAGGGCCACAGCUGGCAUCACGCGACCGCUGGAUAGCGGCUGACAGAUUCCCGAUUAUAGGCGACCUGCAGCCCCGCUCCUCUCCUUCUCUAUUUUCUAUGUCUACGCACCAGGAACUGAAAGAGAAAAACUCUUCAAUCACCAUUCGAGAAGAUUUGAGGGUGCGGGGCAAUCGGGCCCCGCACGACGCCCCGUUGAAACACGUGACGACGAAACGUGAGGGAUGAGACAGGGCGAAAGGAGGUUAUGUGGAUCGGAGAAUAAAGCUGGAUCGGUGGAAACGCCGCGUUACGGCUUCUCGAAACGCGGCACUUGACGCCGCGGCGCCGUGCCGAGGGAUUCGAGCUGGCAGUAGCAAGGCGUCUAACCUAGACGGACGGAUCAGCAAGGGGAUGCCGAGAAUCGCCGCGAUAAUAAUUCCGAUGAAAAGAUCCCCAGCCUCCCUUCAUUCAACCUCCUUUCGAAUUUCCUGGAUCGAGCUUUUUCUUCCUUAUGUAGUACACAUUCGCAAGGAUGCAGAUUCAGAGCCAAUUGAAAAA